Mercenaria mercenaria is the source of this 6298-nucleotide messenger RNA. Its product is annotated as diacylglycerol lipase-beta-like. Gene Ontology annotation, biological process: lipid metabolic process. The record is from RefSeq and is a predicted model, not a curated record. The coding region runs from base 185 to 2461 and encodes 758 amino acids. The transcript has 16 exons. NCBI's taxonomy places the organism in Eukaryota, Metazoa, Mollusca, Bivalvia, Venerida, Veneridae.
AUGUGUUUGGAGCAUAUGGCAACAUGGCGACUGUCAAAACAUGUCAAAACAGGAAGCAAAACGGAAAUGUUUAAUAUCACAUUUUAAACCGGCUUAUGACAAAUUGAACUCAUCAAAAUUGAAGAAUCAGCCAGACUUUAUAUAGAAGAUACAUAAUAAUGGACAAAUAAUAUUCAACUUGAAGAUGCCUCAGCUGGUAGCAUUCAACAGGAAGUGGUCUAUUGGUAGUGAUGACUUUGUCUAUCCAGGCAUUGGAGAAAUCAUUCUUAGAGUUAUAUGGAUAACAGUAGUGUCAGCCAUAUUUCAUCUGCACAAGGAUACUCUAGAUUGUCAUGAUGGCAACUUGCUGCAUACAUACUAUAUUGGCCUACUUUCUCUGCUUGCCAUUAGCAUUGUAAUGACAAUCAUUAUCGUUUAUGUCAGUAUGCAAGGAACCAUUACAAAUUGCGCUGCCAGAAGAAAAAUGUCUAAACUUAUUUAUGUAAAAUUUGCGAUCACUUUUCCUGAGCUGGCUUGGAAUAUUAUGGGAACAUACUGGGCAUUUGGAAUGUCGAGUGGAUGUGAAAAGCAUGUAGUUCUCACUGUCAAAGGUGUGGUUCUAUUUGGCUGGGUGAUGGGCAUUGUGGUCCUCAUUGGAAUAGCUGUUGUGUUUGAUCCUUUGGGAGCCAUACAUCCAAGAGCUGAUGGAGGACAACAGCAUAAAGACAAGGAUGAUAUGGAGAUUUCCAACUCGGCAAAAAGAGUUUGGGAGACUAGAUGCCGGAUUCUGUGCUGCUGUGUGGGCUGUGAUGAAAAUAGCAAAAAUGCUUUCAGUGGAGUAGCUGAAAUAAUGUCCAACUUUUUCAAGGGAGUGGAUCUAGUACCGACAGAUGUAGCCUGUGGUUUGAUCCUGGUAAAUAGGGAACAGGAGAGAGAAGAAUACAGACUAUCCUCAGUUAGAGUAGAGGGUUCACAAAGAUCACAAGGUCAAAGUUCACAGGAUGGGCAAAAACAGUAUUUACAAAGACCCCUGUCUAGUGCCAAUGUAACACCAGAACCUUCAACUUCUACAACUCAAGGCAUCACAACACCUAAACCAUGGAUGACAAUAGAAAUGAUGGCACACUAUAUGAAGUUUGCAAUGGCCAGUUAUGGCUGGCCUUUGUACAUAUUCACUCACCUUAUGACAGGAACAUGUCAGCUUUCUUCACAGUGCAACUAUGCAUGUUUACCCAGAAGUCUAAGAUAUAGCAAGACAAGUAGCCAACUUUCUUGUUGGGACGCAUGUUUCAAUUGCUUUCAUGUAUUUAAAAAACAGAGUUUGACUGUAAUUGAAACAGAAAAGGAAUUGAAUGAGCUUUGCUUGUCUUUACAAUGCUGUGCCUGCUGUAUGACAGCCAAUGAGAUUAGAGAUGAUAAUUGCUGUAGAUGUAACACAGCAUCUAUCAGAAAAACCACUGGUGUUCACCAAGAUGAUAUUAUAUAUGCAAGCUUCCAUAACAAAAUAUAUGAGGUUCCAUUUUUUGUAAGCAUAGACAGACAGCGACAGAGUGUAGUUGUAUCAGUGAGAGGUACUCUGUCAUUAAGGGAUGUUAUAACAGAUUUAACUGCUGAGUGUGACUCGCUAGGUAUAGAUGGACUAGAAAACUGUAUGGCCCACAGGGGCAUGCUUCUUGCAGCUAAAUAUGUACAAUCAACAUUAGAUAGACUGCGUAUUCUCGAACAGGCAUUUGAUAAUGCGCAGGGUGCUAGAUUAGUUAUUACUGGCCAUAGCCUUGGUGCAGGUACUGCAGCACUGUUGGCCAUUUUGCUGAAACCAAAAUACCCAGAUCUCAUCUGCUUUACAUUCUCUCCUCCUGGAGGACUUAUGAGUUUAAGUGCUAGUCAAUAUUGCCAGGAGUUUAUGUGUUCAGUAGUGCUAGGUAAAGACAUUAUCCCACGCCUCGGUAUACAUACAAUGGAGGACCUGAAAACAAGAUUAUUGCAAGCUAUUCAUGACACUGAUAGUCCUAAGUAUAAGUUAUUAGCACAUGGAGCAUGGCAACUGAUCUGUGGUCUAAAUGAGAAAGAUCCUGAAGAAUCUGCUCUGUCUAGUGAGAGACCGUUGCUAACGAGUGGAUCUCGUGUACCUUCAUACUGUGGCAAUGAUGAUCAAAAUCUGGAGCGGCAGACAGAAAAUGGAUUACGGAGUGCCCUACAUGAAGCACAGAGACACAAUGAGCAAUGUAAGAUCACACAUCCACAUAUGUUCCCACCUGGACAAAUACUGCAUAUUGUAGAAGCAACCAAAAAAGUGCCAUGUUGUGGUGUUCCUGAUUAUCAAGCACAAUGGGUAACUGCUGAAGACUUCAAUAAAGUUCUUGUCAGUCCAAAGAUGUUUUCUGACCAUUUUCCUGAUGCAGUACAGAGAGCUAUAGAUCAGCUCAAUGAAAGAGAUUACACACCUAUACUGGAGCGACAGUCAUCUGUUAUAAAUGUUUGAAUAAUCACUUACAUUUCAUUGUAUUACUUGCCUUAGGUCUGUCGUUCUGCUUUGAAACAAAACUGACUGUUUGAUACACUUGUUCCAUGACAGUGUUUUUGAGUGAUUUUUCUAUGUUUGAAAACAAGUCGGAUAAAAGUUGUAUGUCAUUUUGAAGAUCUCUUAGAAAGGAUUUUAUUUUUAUGGACAUUUUUUUGUGUUUUAUGUUCACUGGGUGAACAACAGUUUUAAAAAAAAAGUGCUUUUAUUAUAUGAUUUUAACAAUUUUUUCCCCUGUUUUACCAUUGCAACAUCAUAACAACAAUUAGUUGAAGUUGAAAGAUGUAAAAUAGUUUUAUGAAAGUAAUAUUUGAUAAGAAGAAGUGUGUACCAGUACUUACAUGUACAAUACAUGUGAGAAAUUUUGUAAAUUAAGUUUUAAUUGAAACAUAUUUUAGGUUCUAAUUAUUUAUAUGUCAUAUUCCAUGUUCACAUGUAGUUUCAUACCAGCAAAAUUAUAUUUGAUAGUCUGAAUAUUGAAAACAGGGUUAUUAUUGGGAUAUAAUCCAUAAUCCUAAAUAACAUGAAAUGAAAAAAAAAAUCAUUUCCUACAGUUUAAAACAUUUAACAGUGUUAUAUAGCUAUGAUGCUAACUAAUUUUAUAAAUAUCUGUCAAGGAAUACAGACAGUUCAUAAUUUUGUGUGACUCAAUAUGGCUGAGUUACACACUAGGAAAUUCCAGAAUUUGAACAAAUUGAGGAAAUGUGGGAACUUGCAAUACUCAUCAUUAUUAGAGCAGUAUGAACGAUUGAAAUUAAGUUUACAAAACAAAUGUUAUGGAGUACUUAUGUUGGAAUUUUAAAUAAGAGUAUCUAAUUUGAUAAAAGUGCUCAGUCACCUGUAAUAUACUAUGAGCACAUAUGCUAAUCAUUGUAUAUAUUUAUGCUUGCUAAAUGUACUUUUGAUGUCUUUCACGGAGCUUGAAUGAAAGUAUUGAACUGCAAUGUUCUGAGUGUAUCCUGGUCUUACAUAAUAUACAAUAAAUAUACUUGAUAGUUAUUGGAGAAUGGGAAAAUACAGAAUAUUGUGUCCCAGAUUUCAGCUGUAUACAAAUCAUCACAAAGUGUAGUGUUUGCUCAGUAGAUAAAGUGCCAUUUGCUCAACACACAUGUUGUUUGUUUGAUUCCAGCUCAAAUCACAACUUUGCAAUCUCAAUGUUUUAUGGGGAAGCAGACUUGAUAAAAAUGUUUUCACAACAAAAUAAGGAUAUAGUUAACUGAAAUGUAUUUGGUUUAAACAAUAUUUUGUUCAUCAUAAUUUCAGUUGUUACAAUAUUACAUACAUUAACAUAGAGGAUUGAGUAGGAAGCUAUUAGCAUUUUUAGAAACUGAGUUUUUUGAUUUACAUUAUUUACAGUAAUAAAUGUUUGCUUCAUUAGCCUCCACUGCAUGGCAUUUUAAUUAUGUACAUUCUUGCUGAAUUUUAGAACCAAGAAACAUUGAAACUCAAAAGAGAUUUCACUCCCCUGUGUUUUACUAGGGUUUAAAGUGAUAAAAUUGAGUUUAGAGAACAAUCUCAGAACGAUACAUUGUUAUUGGUCAGUACCAAUUUUAAAAUCUGAAUCAGCUAAUCAGAAGCUUGGUUUCUAAGCUCAGUUUCUAAUGUCAGUUAUAUAUCCUUGAACCUAGCGUUUGUUUGAGAAAAAUUCUGAGCUUGGUCGUGAAAUUGACCAAUGGUAACCUUGCAUUCAGAAACUAGUCUUGAUUUAAACAUCUCCACAUUUUGGUGGGAAGUUUGAUUUUUUGAUCAGUAGUUUACAACAUUUAUUUAAUCAAAAUUAAUACAGAUUGAAAUUAAGUUUGUAUUUUGCUGAAAUAUUUAUAUUUUAAAAACACUGGAAUAAUUUUAUAUAUCAGUAUUUAAAUCAUUGUCACACUAUACCUGUUAUAAUAAGUGCAAAUCUGUUUGUAAUCACGACUGACUGACCAUAUAGAUGGCUCCUUCAGAAGUUUAUGUUUUGGAGGACUGAUAAUGAAGUUAAGGAUCAGACAUGUGAGCCUUGGGCUUAUAAUCCAGUCUCUUAUCUAGACCUUAGGUCAGCUGUAACUAUAUCAGUCAUAAUACCGGUAGCAACACAAUCAAAAAUAUUAUCUGCUCUUACCAGUUAUACUACUGCUUGUUCCAUUGUGAUAAAUAUUGUUACAUACUGUGAUAUAUGUAUGACCUUCUGUUGAUAUUAUUUUCUGUCAGUAUUUCAUUUAUUUAUGAAAUCCAUAUUCAUUUUUAGCUCACCUGAACACGAAGUGCUCAAGGUGAGCUUUUGUGAUCGCCCUAUGUCCGUCGUCAACAAUUUGACUGUUAACGCUCUAGAGGUCACAAUUUUGGCCCAAUCUUCAUGAAACUUGGUCAGAGUGUUACCCUCAAUAAAAUGUUGGACGAGGUCGAUAUUGGGUCAUCUGGGGUCAAAAACUAGGUCACCAGGUCAAAUCAAAGGUAAAGCUUAACACUCUAGAGGUCACAAUUUUGGCCCAGUCUUAAUGAAACUUGGUCAGAAUGUUACCCUUAAUAUAAUUUUGGACGAGUUUGAUAUUGGGUCAUCUGGGGUCAAAAUCUAGGUCACCAGGUCAAAUCAGAGGAAAAGCUUGUUUACACUCUAGAGGUCACAAUGUUGGCCCAGUCUUAAUGAAACUUGGUCAAAAUGUUACCUUUAAUAAAAUCUUGGGCGAGUUUGAUAUUGAGUCAUCUGGGGUCAAAAACUAGGUCACCAGGUCAAAUCAGAGGAAAAGCUUGUUAACACUCUAGAGGUCACAGUUUUGGCCAAUCUUAAUGAAACUUGGUCAGAAUGUUACCUUUAAUAAAAUCUUAGGCGAGUUCGAUAUUGGGUCAUCUGGGGUCAAAAACUAGGUCACCAGGUUAAAUCAAAGGAAAAGCUUGUUAACGCUCUAGAGGUAACAAUUUUGGCCCAAUCUUAAUGAAACUUGGUCAGAAUGGUACCCUCAGUAAAUUCGAUAUUGGGUCAUCUGGGAUCAAAAACUAGGUCACCAGGUCAAAUCAAAGGAAAAGCUAGUUAACACUAGAGGCCACAUUUAUAACUGUAUCUUCAUGAAACUUGGUCAGAAUGUUAAUCUUGAUGACCUCAAGGUCCAGUUUGAAUCUGGUCAUGUAGAGUCAAAAACUAGGUCACCAGGUCAAAUCAAAGGAAAAGGUAGUUAACACUCCAGAGGCCACAUUUAUGACCUUAUCUUAAUUAAACUUGGUCAGAAUGUUAAUCUUGAUGAUCUAUAGGUCAAGUUCAAAUCUGGGUCCGGUGGGGUAAAAAACUAGGUCAAUUCGAAGGAAAAGCUAGUUAACACUCUGGAGGCCACAUUUAUGACUGUAUCUUCAUGAAACUUAGUCAGAAUGUUAAUCUUGAUGAUCUUUAGGUCAAUAGGUCAGGUGAGCAAUGCAGGGCCUUCAUGUCCCUCUUGUUUCAUUUAUUUAUGAAAUCAUAUACUAUGCUUUAAGUCAAGUUCGAAUCUGGGUCAUGUUGGGUCAAAAACUAGGUCACUGGGUCAAAUCAAAGGAAAAGCUAGUUAACACUUUAGAGGCCACAUUUAUGACCAUAUCUUAAUGAAACUUGGUCAGAAAGUUAAUCUUGAUGAUCUUUAGGUCAAUAGGUCAGGUGAGCGAUACAGGGCCUUCAUGUCCCUCUUGUUUCAUUUAUUUAUGAAAUCAUAUACUAUGCUUAAGUAUUAUGAACAAAAUUGCAAAAAAUACCGAUUAAUUCCUUAUUCAGUUUUCCUUUGGAUAUUGAACAAUUUAAGGUCUUAAGGAAAUAAUGACUUAGACCUUGAAUAAAAUGGCAAUUUUCAGUCAAAA